Messenger RNA from Rosa rugosa (rugosa rose), 438 nucleotides. RefSeq lists its product as uncharacterized. Gene Ontology annotation, molecular function: nucleic acid binding; RNA-DNA hybrid ribonuclease activity. The record is from RefSeq and is a predicted model, not a curated record. The transcript has a single exon. Bases 1 to 438 code for a protein of 145 amino acids. NCBI's taxonomy places the organism in Eukaryota, Viridiplantae, Streptophyta, Magnoliopsida, Rosales, Rosaceae.
AUGACGAUAAGUCAUCUUUUUAUCUGGUUGUCAGGCUUCAGCAUAAACUUGGGGGUUGGCCAAAUCAUCAAUGCUGAAGCUAGGGGGUUGCUUUCUGGGUUGAAACUUGCUUCUGACCUGAAUAUCAGAAAGCUUGAAGUAGAAUCUGACUCGGCUAUCUUUGUUAAGUUGCUGAUUGAUGGUUGCCCUAUAUCUCAUCCUUUAGGCAACAUUAUCAACAGUUGUAGACAUCUAAUCAAUGGUUUUGAAGACGUUAGGAUCCGACAUAUUUUCAGGGAAUGCAACUAUACUGCUGAUGCUCUUGCUAAGGGAAGUCUCAGCCAUGACUAUGGUAUUGUGAUUUUUGACACCCCUCCCCCUCAUGUUGCUAGUGCUUUCACUGAUGAUCUUUGCAAUCUCCCAAGAGCUAGGAGAGUUAGAACAGGGCCUGAGGGCUAA